Anisakis simplex (herring worm) is the source of this 1029-nucleotide messenger RNA. The record is from the annotation of a GenBank genome assembly. Lineage: Eukaryota; Metazoa; Nematoda; Chromadorea; Rhabditida; Anisakidae.
AUGGCUGGCGAAAAGAUCGAUCUAACACCCGAAAACUUCCUUAAUUCUGCGCUCAUUAUUCUCCAGGUAAUCAAAGGAUGGGAUAUCGGUGUCGCAUCAAUGAAGAAGGGUGAGAAAUGCGUGCUAACGUGUCGUGCUGAUUACGCCUACGGAGAAUCCGGAAGCCCACCGAAGAUUCCCGCUGGUGCUACACUAAAUUUUGAGGUUGAAUUACUUCGAUGGCAAGGCGAAGAUAUUUCACCGGAUCGUGACGGAACUAUAACACGUUCCAUAAUUGUUGAGGGAGAGAAAUAUUCGAGUCCUUCCGAGACAUCAACCGUGAAAGUUAAUGUGGUUGGUAGCCAUGAAGGACGCGUGUUCUUUGAGAAAGAAGUCAGUUUCAUCCUUGGUGAAGGCUCUGAGGUUGGUUUGCCCGAGGGUGUGGAUCGUGCAUUACGUCGCUUCAAUCGUGGCGAAAAAUCGGCGAUUCAUUUGAAGGGUUCCCGUUUCACGUACGGCGCCCACCCUCCGGCUGAAUACAAUCUGCCACCGAAUGCCGAAAUUGACUUCACACUGUUCUUGAAAGAAUUCGAAAAGGUGAAGGCAUCCUGGGAGCUGACUGGUGAUGAGAAAUUAGAAGCGGCCGAAGCAGCAAAAGCUCGAGGAACGAUGUUUCUGCAGCAGAACAAAUACAGUCUCGCAUUGUCCAAAUACGCACGUGUUGUGGAAUUGCUCGAGUAUGAGAAAUCACUGGAGGGCGAGAAAAUGGACAAACGAAAUGCGCUGCUUCUAGCAGGGCAUUUGAACAGCGCAUUGGUACAUUCGAAGCAAAAUGAAACAAUGGAAUGCAUAAAACAGUGUGACAAAGCGCUCGAAAUUGCACCCAACAACGUGAAGGCACUUUAUCGUAAAGCAAAUGUUNGGAAGGAUUUAUUUCUGCAGGCUCUCCAACAACAAAACGAUAUCGAAGAGGCAAUUGAACUCUAUCAUAAAGUUAUCGAAUUUGAGCCCACGAAUAAGGCGGCUGUCCAACAAAUAGCCAUUUGCAAG